This is a messenger RNA of Sphaeroforma arctica JP610, 357 nucleotides long. Its product is annotated as 50S ribosomal protein L18p/L5e. Gene Ontology annotation, cellular component: ribosome. The transcript is spliced from 4 exons. Bases 1 to 357 code for a protein of 118 amino acids. The record is from RefSeq and is a predicted model, not a curated record. Gene Ontology annotation, molecular function: structural constituent of ribosome; 5S rRNA binding. Gene Ontology annotation, biological process: translation. Lineage: Eukaryota; Ichthyosporea; Ichthyophonida.
AUGCGCUAUAGCUGUACCAAGAGUGGUGAGGUUUUCGUUGAUUUCUCCAAAGCCCACGUACUAGGUAGACUCGGGUACCACACGGAGGAGAUCAUAAUAGUCGCAGAAACCACCGACCGGAUAUUUCAGCAGCUUUACAGCACGCGGAAUGUCUCUGCCAGUAGCCAUGUUGGACGUCUACUGGGCACCCGCCUACAGUAUGCUGGCAUCACCAACGUGCAGCUGGAUCUACAGGGCAAGAAGUACCACGGUAAAACCAAAGCGUUUGUGGACGGGAUCCACGAGAUGGGAAUCAUCACGACUGAGAACACGAAGAAAAUUGCUGCGAUCCACAAGCUUGCUGACAAAGCGAAAUAG